AUGACGGAAGCAUUCACAGAAACAACAGCUGAAUACUCUUACGACGAACAUGCUUUUUCCUGCAAUAAGACUGACAUCCAAGAAUUUGGGAAAAUAUUUCUGCCAAUAUUUUACAUGGCAGUGUUUGCUCUUGGCCUCACAGGGAAUCUAAUGGUGUUUUUUGCCAUUGUGAAAGAAGGCCAUAAAAAAAGCAUCACUGACAUCUAUCUCCUGAACUUGGCUAUCUCGGACCUUCUCUUCGUGAUCUCCCUCCCCUUCUGGGCCUCCAACACAGUGCACGGAUGGACCCUUGGGACUAUUCCAUGCACAGCUGUUUCCUCGCUGUAUUACAUAGGUUUCUUUGCGGGCAUGUUCUUUAUCACUGUUAUCAGUAUUGACAGAUACUUGGCCAUUGUCCGGGCAACAUAUUCUCUGAAAUACAGAACAAUGAAACAUGGCUUUCUUAUAGCCUGCGGAGUAUGGGCAAUAGCAGUUUUAGUUUCAGUGCCACAUUUUGUGUUCUCCCAGCUGGUAGAAAAUGACUGCAUUUCUGUCUUCCCCCAGGAGCUGGAGAACAUCUGGCUGGUGUUCUGCAAUAUGGAGCUGAACAUCAUUGGCUUUUUCAUCCCAGUCUGUAUCAUAUGCUAUUGCUACUGUGGGAUCAUCAAAACCCUGCUGUCCUGCAAAAAUCAGAAAAAAACACGAGCCAUAAAACUGAUCUUGGUUGUGGUGGUCGUGUUUUUUCUGUUUUGGUCCCCCUACAAUGUACUGAUUUUUCUAGAGACUUUAAAGCACUAUGAGUUAUUCACAAGUUGCAACCAAAUAAAAUCAUUGGACUAUGCAAUGCACCUGACCGAAACCAUUGCAUUCAGUCACUGUUGUCUCAAUCCUCUAAUCUAUGCCUUUGCUGGGGAAAAAUUCAGGAAAUAUCUUUAUCAUGUCUGCUUAAAGUACUGUCCAUUCCUGUGUUUCUGUGGCCCCUGCAGUCGCUACCAGGUCACCUAUUCUGCUAGCUAUGCAGAAAGCAUCACGAACAGCAACAGAACCCUGAACACCAGUGACCAGGAAGGCUCUGUCUUUGUCUAA
Pelecanus crispus (Dalmatian pelican) is the source of this 1065-nucleotide messenger RNA. Lineage: Eukaryota; Metazoa; Chordata; Aves; Pelecaniformes; Pelecanidae. The record is from RefSeq and is a predicted model, not a curated record.